AUGUCGUUAGUCAAGACUUCCGACGCACACCAGCGCGGAACCGCACCCCUGCCCACCACGGGAUCUCUCUUUACUUCCUCAUUAGGCACGUCCUGCGCUUCGCUCUCCUUCGCACUCCCUACUUCCCUAGCCUUCUUCAAGCGCCUGACCUGGGAGCAGACUCCGUGGACAUCCCAGAAGAUCUCCCCCCAUAACGCUCACAUCAUCGCCUCGCACCUCACCUCCUUGAGUCCGCAUCCCAUCGCACCCGAAGCAAUCCAGCACGCGCUGUGCUUCGGCGUCUCCUACACCUCCACCUCCAACGGCUCCAAAGACUCCUACCCCCAGCUCUUCGUCGUCUUUCCGCACUUACGGCGCGAUAUCUCGCGCGACGAGAAGUUCCUGCGCGUCUGGCACGACGAGGUCGUCAAGCCCGCGUUUGACGAAGCAUGGAAGGAGAGUGGGUUGGUGAAAGUGCACGGCUCCGAGCGCGACGCUAUACGGCGACUCAAUGCGCGGCCGUCGGGUACGUGGACUGUGUGCGAUGCUGAGCCCGCGGAGAGCAUUCUUAGGCGUCUGCAGAAGGGCAACAAAGCCUCCAUUCACGUAUCUUGGCCUGAUUGGACUGGGUCGUCCGAUCCGACGGGCGGCGCGGGUGAGGAAGGAGAUCAGCGUGCGUAUAUCUUUGAUGAGGCGUGGAUUUCUAUGAAGGGGAUGGUGGAUGCGCAUCCGGAUCUGGCAGAGAUGCAGGAGCCGUUUUUGCUCGCGGUGCAUCGCGGGAACGUAGAUGUUGUUCAAGGCAUGGAUUUGGUGAAGGUGCACGAGCGCGUGGGUCAGUACUGGGAGCAGUUCGCGGACUCGCGGUUUAUGACGCCAGAGAGCUUCAGUGUGGACCUUUAUUGA
Messenger RNA from Trematosphaeria pertusa, 882 nucleotides. RefSeq lists its product as uncharacterized. Bases 1 to 882 code for a protein of 293 amino acids. NCBI's taxonomy places the organism in Eukaryota, Fungi, Ascomycota, Dothideomycetes, Pleosporales, Trematosphaeriaceae. The transcript has a single exon. The record is from RefSeq and is a predicted model, not a curated record.